Molecule: messenger RNA, 9164 nt
Organism: Diorhabda sublineata
Lineage: Eukaryota; Metazoa; Arthropoda; Insecta; Coleoptera; Chrysomelidae
Product: zinc finger protein 717-like
Exons: 3
Coding region: 152-1702 (516 amino acids)
Cellular component (GO): nucleus
Molecular function (GO): zinc ion binding
Source: RefSeq, a predicted model, not a curated record
AUUCUGAAUAGAAGUAACGCAUGAUAAAUUUGACAAAUGACAGUGAAUAAUAAAUACUUGUCAACUAUUGACUGACAAUCACCUCAUUAUUAUCAACAAUUGCAUCAAUAAAAUCAAAUGAUAUUUUUUUUCAAAUAUUUUGUAACUACUAAUGUCUGGAUACAAAAGAGUUAGCUUUUAUGAACUUUGCAGAUUAUGCGCGUCCAACAUCCAAAAAGAAAAAACUCAUAUAUUCCAAGAAGAAGGAAGAAAGAUACAACUUCAAAAUAAAAUAGAAGUUUGUUUGGCUUUAACUGUUAACGAAAAUGAUUUUUUGCCAAAAGUUGUUUGUUCAAAAUGUUUACGUAGUCUUGAAACAUGUUUCGGGUUCAGACAAGAAUGUGUUCGAUCAGAAUCGAUGUUGUCGACAUAUUUUAAAAACUUUAGGUAUACAGAUGAUUUCAAGAAAUCUGGAAAAGUUUAUAUUAAGGAUAUUAAGUCCACACCGCUAAUUCAGCCAACAUCUGAAAGUGUAUCUCCUGUAGUAACAAGGUCUGUUCAGUCAACAUCUCAAAAUUUAGUGAAUGUUAAUAAGAGCCAACAGAAUGCAGAUACUGUACCUUUUUAUACCCUGCAGCUUCCAGCUAUAGUCUCCAAUCCCAAUAUUGUUAGUAAACCACAAAAAUAUGUCGAUCCUCCAAAGAUACCACAGAAUCAACUGGCAUAUAAUCUCAAUCUUGUCAAUACAACAAAUAACAAACUUAGUACACCAAAAGCGGAAAUUUUUAGCAAUGUAGUAGUGAAUGCGAAUGGGGAGGUCAUUAAUAUCUCACAUAUGGGUGAUUUUGAAACUAUUUUAAAUCAAGGUAACGCUUUAAAAGUAAAAAAUAAGACACUUAAGGACAUCAAUGGUGUUCAAGAGAGUGUUGUGCAAAUAGAUUUAACAGGAGCUGAUAAUUCAAAUUUUGAUUUAAAACAAGAAAAAUUACCACACAUAAAAAGUACACAAAGUAAAUAUUCGUAUUCGAUGAAAAUCGAUGAUAAAAAUCCGAAUCAGUCUGUUAUUUUUCCUAUGUCCGAAUAUAGUCAAAGUUUCAGUAAUUUCAAUUCAAAUAAUGUAGUAUAUACUCAACCAAAUUUAAGUCUAGUUAGUACCAAUUCUACCAAUGUUAUAACUAAUGCCGCCCCUACUUUAGAUAACUCGGCUUUGAAUGUUAUAAACCAAAAUUUACAAGAAAUAAAUCAGCCUGCUUAUACAAACGUCAUUUCUUCAAACGUAGCACCCGAACCUGAGAGCUGUAAAACAGAUCUGGACCAAAAUAAUAUAAAUAACACUAGCGUAAAUUGUACUAGUAGUGGUGCACCUAAAACGCACGCCUGCGAAGUUUGUCGCAGAGUAUUCAAAAGGAAAGAACAUUUAUAUCAACAUGUUAAACAUCACAUAGGAUUGAGGCCGUACACUUGCGAACAUUGUAACAAAUCUUUCAUGAGGAAGGAGCAUUUGUUAAGGCACAGUACUCUACAUUCUGGUCAAAAAAAUUUUACGUGUAAUAUUUGCGAUAAAAGUUUUUCUAGAAACGAUAAUCUUUUGAAACAUAAAAAAACUCACGAUAAAAGAACGAAUUAUACGUGUCAGGUUUGCCAGAAACAGUUUGUUAUGAAACACUAUUAUAAUGCUCACAAGUGUUAUAUGUCUACUGUAUGGGGAUUCUUGAAAACAUAAAGUUAACCCUUAUAUUUUCAUAAGAAAGUAUUUACUGUUGAAUUUGUACCUCAUAGAACACCCUUAUUAGUCCAGGAAAGAUGGGAACCGAAUCGGAAGAACUGGUAGGCGGUAGAUAUCGAGAUGGGGUUUUUUGGUGGUUGCGCCGUUUUUGAAAACUGCAUUCUGAUGCAACAAAUGCGUUUUUCAGUCGCAUAAUUUCUCGGAACAAUUAUAAAAUGAUUCAAAGGUGAUAUUUAAGAUUGAACUUACAUUUUUAUCAUUAAUACCACCUUAAUGAUUUGUGACCCCCGAACAGCCUCUUAGAACCGCCCCCGUGUACAGCAUACCUCAAAGCCCCCGAGAAAUGAUUUUCGACGAAUAUUUAUUACUCGUAUGAUUUUCCGAAAUUCAACCCCCGACAAACCAUUUUUUCUUGGUUUUCAAUCGUUUUAUAAUUGUUCGAGGAAUUAUGCAAUUGCAAAAUGCAUUUUUUGCACCAGAAAGCAAUUUUCGAAAAACGGCGCAUCCACUAUAUGUACUUUUUCUUUAUUCCCGUCGAUUUUGAUCUAAAUGCCCUGGACUAUAUUACCAGAAUCGUCUUAGAACGUACACAUUUUUUCUAUUAUAAACAAAAUGUCAAACAUUUUAAAUUUAUUUAGUUUCCAAAUUGUAAUUUAAAUUCUAGUCACAAAAUAGCUUCGAUCACUAGCCCAUCCCCAAAUACCAUCGAGUUUAUGUCGUUUUUGACAUUAUUCAAUUGAGUCUAGGUUAAGGAAAUGUGUAACUGGUGUGAUCUCAUCUGAAUCUUUGAAUUUUUUAAUAUAUUAAUUCACAUUUUGAGGUCUACAAAUCAGCAGAUAUACUCACUUAGUGUGUUAUGGUAUAUACCUUCUUAAAUUUAUUUAUUUUUAUUAGUCACUUUAUUCAUUAGAAUCCAUUUAUUUAUUUAUUCAUUUGAUUUUAUUGUUAAAAUUUCUAUAUAUUGUUGAAUAACCAAAAACAUUACAACAUACAAACGAAAUAUUCCAUUUAUAAGUCAUAUAUUAUUUUAUUGUUUUAAAAUUAUAAAUGGUAGUCAAAUUCUUUGGAUAACGUUAUAAACAAUGUUAGUAGUAUUUUUAAUGACUAUUGGUGUAGUAGCCACUGCCAACAAGAGUAUGAAGUUAGCAGCUGUGUUGGAGAAUGAUUCAAAUCACGUAAUAUAUCAAGUUAGUUCAGUUAAAUUUAUGUAGAUAUACUCAACUGAAAUAUUAUGUCAAUCGUUUUAAACUAAUUCAUUUUCUAAAUUGUAUUAUAAAUUCUAGUCAUAAAAUAGUUUUGAUCUCUAACUAGGACUUCGGCUUAUAAUCCUAUUGUUCCAAAUUCUCGAAUAUCAUCAAAGUUUAUGUCGUUUUUAACACUAUACAAGUGCGUUAACGUCUAGAAAAUUUACGCCCGGUGCGAUCUCAUCUAGAUAUUUUACUUCUUAUGAAUUUUGAGGUCUACAAUUCAACAAUUUUACUCAUUUAAUAUGUCAUGGUACAUAUACUUUAAAUUGAAAAAUAUUUAUUUUUACUAUUCAUUUUAUUUAUUUGAAUCCAUUAUGGUUUAAUUUAUUUAUUUAUUUAAUUUCAUUAUUAAAAUUUCUAUAUUCUAUUAAAUAACCAAAGACAUUACAAUAUAGAAACGAAAUAUUCCGUUUAUAAAUCACAUAUUAUUUCAUUGUUUUAAAAUAGUAAGUGGUAGACAAAUACUUUGGUUAACACUAUUAACAAUGUUGGUAGUAUCUUUCCUAACUAUUGGUAUAGUAGCCACUGCCAACAGGAGCACGAAGUUAGCAGCUGUAACUGACAUUAAUGCAUAUGGUAUAAACAUGAUACUUAAUGUUAGGUUAGGGAAUGGUCGAUGAAUAUAUUAAGUUAGUUCCGUUAAAUUGGUGUAAAAAAACAAUUUUCUGAAAUAGUGUGUCAAUUCUCUUAAAUUUAUUCAGUUUCUAAAGUGUUUUAUAAAUUAAAAAUAGAAAAUAGGGCUUCGGCUUAUAAUAUUAUUGUUCCCAAUCCUCCAAGUAUCAAGUUUAUGUCGUUUCUGACACUAUACAACUGAGUUUAGGUAUAGAAAAUGUAUACCCAGUGUGAUCUCCUAUCGAUUUUUUAUUUUUUAAAUACUCUUUUUGAACUUUGAGGUAUAUAAUUCAACAGUUUUACUCAUUUAUGUCAUUGUACAUAUACUUUAAAUUGAAAAAAAUUAUUUUUACUAGUCAUUAUGGCUUAAUUUAUUUAUUUAUUUGAAUUUAUUGUUACAAUUUCUAUAUACUAUUCAAUAACCAAAGAUAUUACAACUUAGAAACGAAAUUUUUAGUGGGGGUACCUAAUACUUCGUGAAAAUGUAUACAAUUUUGUGUUUUUGUAAAUAACCAUUGUUACUGAUCAAUUACAGGUGUUUUCACUACCUAAUAUUUUUUCUGUUAUCUAAAUCUUCCAAAAUAUACAUCUGUAUUUCUGUAUACUGACCAGUAAUAAUGACGUUAUAAAUACAACCCCGCUUUGGACUGAUGUGUCCCCAUAAAAUAGUUACAAUUUCCUCGACUUUGUCCUAAUUAAUAAUCUAUUACGAAAGAAUCACAAAAAAAUAAAAAAUUUUAGUAUAUUUUCCAAUAAAUCAACAAUAUGGCGUCAAUUCAAGUUAUAUACAUAUAACUUGAAAUAUAAUGCUGAAGUUCUAUUUUUAAAUAAAGGAAGCCAUCAAGAAUUAAUUUCAAGAUCUCAUAAUAUAAUAAAUUUUUGUUGUAUUAAUUAAAUAGGCGUACCGCUUGGUAAUAUUCAGCGUACAGUUAUUGUUUAAAACAUAUCAAUUUCUUUACCACUUCCACUGAUAAUUAGAUUUAAUCAAGCAUUUAUACAGGGUGAGCAAAAACUUUUCGUUUGUAAGAUAUUUAUCUUCAAUGGUAUCUGUAAUGGAUUUUAAAUUAGUUUUUAAUCGAACAGGUUAAAUUCUUUGCGUACAUAAAGUUCUCAGUACAAUGUUAUUUAAAAUAUAUGACAAAGUCUGCAAAACAUUUUAGUAAGUCAGGAAAUGUGAAAAUGUUUUUAUUUUUGUGAAUGAAACUGUUAUAUAGCAAUUCUGUAUACAUUUAGUAAGCACGUUAAUACUUAAUACAGGGUUGAGUAAUAAGUACUCGUUAAAGUCGUGAUGAAACUUGUCGUUUUAACAAAUAUUGAAGAGUUGGUAUAUUAGAUAGUCUGAUAGUUUCCAUAUCAAACUUGUUUACAGUAUCUUACAUCGAUAAUUCAACAUUCUGCUUUAAAUUACCCGUAGUUUUGACUUUUUUUAUAUUUUGGUUUGUCUCUAGAACAAUUCGUAAUUUGAAAAUUAAAUAUUUCCAGACUUUUAAUAUACUAAAAUUAUUCCAAGUUAUCUGAAUGUAAUUAAAAUAUAAUCGCGCGGAAAUGCUUCCUGUCUCGCAUUUUUUACUUCUUUCAAUAUUUUUCUAUGUUGAUAAGAUUCAGCUACUAAUUAGUCUCUUUAUUUGGAACCAAAGACAAAUUUGAAAAAGUAACUGCAUAACCAUUAAGACAAGUCUAGGUAAACGAAGAAACUUUCUUUGAACAGAACGGCUACUCACCAAUGACGGAUGACAAUUUAUUGGCGCGUAAAAUUUUCAUGUGGGAUGGUACAACAGGUACACUGACAAAAAUUUCUUGUUCGUUAUGAAAUACUCAAAUUUCAAUGUAAAAUCAUAAAAAUCGAAGAAAAUACUUGGUCUAUAUUAAAAUUUUUUGAAAUUAAUGAGGUUCUCUAAAUCGAAAAGUGUAGUAUAUAGAUUAUAUUUGAAAAAAAUUCAAUAAAAUCGAUAAAAUAAUUUUUUUAAAUCCACUAGAAUUGACAUAGGGCGCUAACUGGGACGUAUAUAAUACUUGAUUUCUGUUAAUACGACAACGUAGCUUUACCACCUUGUUUUCUCAGUGUAUUCUGUUGUAUUUACGUUGAAUGACGUAACGUUUUCGAAACCCAUAAACCAAAUCCUCGCUUGGUUUAAAAUUUUGACAUGAUGAUUGAUUUUGGGGAUUUUAUCUCCAAAAACCCACAAAUUUCGAUAUCUAUGAUUUGUUAUUUUUUUAUCGCGUUCAGAUAACAAAACAUCUUCUUUUCUUAAUAUGAUAAACAUUAUAUGAACAAAUUUAUUGUUUUUAAAGUGAUUCCUACUUUAUGGUGUACUAAAAUUCAUUAAAAAGUGUUUUGAUAAAAUAUCUCUCAAUAGAAUGUAUUUGUUUUCCCCUGUAUAAUAUUAUUGCGACCUUCAAUCUCGAUAACAUUAAAUGCAAUUGUUUGUCCUUUUGUUUUUUCAGUUAAAUUUUUGAAAAAUAUAUAAAGUUUAUUUUAGAAUAAUACAAGUUAAUAUUAACCUGUCUUAUUCAGAAAAUUUCUUCUAAAAUAUUUUUUCCAAUCACUACGGAAAUAUAAUUGAGCUUGGCAACAUCGCAAAUCUUUUAAAUUCUUAUUUCAAUUUCCGACAGUUGGGAUAAUUGAUUUAAGUGAUAGAUUUGCUUUAAAUUUCAUAAAUCCCGCUAAAAUUCACCCGUCAUAAUUGGUCAAACGAAUUACAGCGAUGCCGUGUUUCAUCAGCGAAUAAAUUCCAUUUUUCCACAUGUCUUUAAAAACUCAUUUGAGUUUUUGGUAGUUUGUAUUCUUCAUUUGAGAUAUAUUUUUUGAUUCAGAAAAUUUCUUCUAAAAUAUUUUUUUCAAUCAUUACGGAAAUAUAAUUGAGUUUGGCAACAUCGCAAAUCUUUUAAAUUCUUAUUUCAAUUUUCGACAGUUGGGAUAAUUGAUUUAAGUGAUAGAUUUGCUUUAAAUUUCAUAAAUCCCGCUAAAAUUCAUCCGUCAUAAUUGGUCAAACGAAUUACAGCGAUGCCGUGUUUCAUCAGCGAAUAAAUUCCAUUUUUCCACAUGUCUUUAAAAACUCAUUUGAGUUUUUGGUAGUUUGUAUUCUUCAUUUGAGAUAUAUUUUUUGAUUCAGAAAAUUUCUUCUAAAAUAUUUUUUUCAAUCAUUACGGAAAUAUAAUUGAGUUUGGCAACAUCGCAAAUCUUUUAAAUUCUUAUUUUAUUUUUCGACAGUUGGGAUAAUUGAUUUAAGUGAUAGAUUUGCUUUAAAUUUCAUAAAUCCCGCUAAAAUUCACCCGUCAUAAUUGGUCAAACGAAUUACAGCGAUGCCGUGUUUCAUCAGCGAAUAAAUUCCAUUUUUCCACAUGUCUUUAAAAACUCAUUUGAGUUUUUGGUAGUUUGUAUUCUUCAUUUGAGAUAUAUUUUUUGAUUCAGAAAAUUUCUUCUAAAAUAUUUUUUUCAAUCAUUACGGAAAUAUAAUUGAGUUUGGCAACAUCGCAAAUCUUUUAAAUUCUUAUUUCAAUUUUCGACAGUUGGGAUAAUUGAUUUAAGUGAUAGAUUUGCUUUAAAUUUCAUAAAUCCCGCUAAAAUUCACCCGUCAUAAUUGGUCAAACGAAUUACAGCGAUGCCGUGUUUCAUCAGCGAAUAAAUUCCAUUUUUCCACAUGUCUUUAAAAACUCAUUUGAGUUUUUGGUAGUUUGUAUUCUUCAUUUGAGAUAUAUUUUUUGAUUCAGAAAAUUUCUUCUAAAAUAUUUUUUUCAAUCAUUACGGAAAUAUAAUUGAGUUUGGCAACAUCGCAAAUCUUUUAAAUUCUUAUUUCAAUUUUCGACAGUUGGGAUAAUUGAUUUAAGUGAUAGAUUUGCUUUAAAUUUCAUAAAUCCCGCUAAAAUUCAUCCGUCAUAAUUGGUCAAACGAAUUACAGCGAUGCCGUGUUUCAUCAGCGAAUAAAUUCCAUUUUUCCACAUGUCUUUAAAAACUCAUUUGAGUUUUUGGUAGUUUGUAUUCUUCAUUUGAGAUAUAUUUUUUGAUUCAGAAAAUUUCUUCUAAAAUAUUUUUUUCAAUCAUUACGGAAAUAUAAUUGAGUUUGGCAACAUCGCAAAUCUUUUAAAUUCUUAUUUUAUUUUUCGACAGUUGGGAUAAUUGAUUUAAGUGAUAGAUUUGCUUUAAAUUUCAUAAAUCCCGCUAAAAUUCACCCGUCAUAAUUGGUCAAACGAAUUACAGCGAUGCCGUGUUUCAUCAGCGAAUAAAUUCCAUUUUUCCACAUGUCUUUAAAAACUCAUUUGAGUUUUUGGUAGUUUGUAUUCUUCAUUUGAGAUAUAUUUUUUGAUUCAGAAAAUUUCUUCUAAAAUAUUUUUUUCAAUCAUUACGGAAAUAUAAUUGAGUUUGGCAACAUCGCAAAUCUUUUAAAUUCUUAUUUCAAUUUUCGACAGUUGGGAUAAUUGAUUUAAGUGAUAGAUUUGCUUUAAAUUUCAUAAAUCCCGCUAAAAUUCAUCCGUCAUAAUUGGUCAAACGAAUUACAGCGAUGCCGUGUUUCAUCAGCGAAUAAAUUCCAUUUUUCCACAUGUCUUUAAAAACUCAUUUGAGUUUUUGGUAGUUUGUAUUCUUCAUUUGAGAUAUAUUUUUUGAUUCAGAAAAUUUCUUCUAAAAUAUUUUUUUCAAUCAUUACGGAAAUAUAAUUGAGUUUGGCAACAUCGCAAAUCUUUUAAAUUCUUAUUUUAUUUUUCGACAGUUGGGAUAAUUGAUUUAAGUGAUAGAUUUGCUUUAAAUUUCAUAAAUCCCGCUAAAAUUCACCCGUCAUAAUUGGUCAAACGAAUUACAGCGAUGCCGUGUUUCAUCAGCGAAUAAAUUCCAUUUUUCCACAUGUCUUUAAAAACUCAUUUGAGUUUUUGGUAGUUUGUAUUCUUCAUUUGAGAUAUAUUUUUUGAUUCAGAAAAUUUCUUCUAAAAUAUUUUUUUCAAUCAUUACGGAAAUAUAAUUGAGUUUGGCAACAUCGCAAAUCUUUUAAAUUCUUAUUUCAAUUUUCGACAGUUGGGAUAAUUGAUUUAAGUGAUAGAUUUGCUUUAAAUUUCAUAAAUCCCGCUAAAAUUCAUCCGUCAUAAUUGGUCAAACGAAUUACAGCGAUGCCGUGUUUCAUCAGCGAAUAAAUUCCAUUUUUCCACAUGUCUUUAAAAACUCAUUUGAGUUUUUGGUAGAUUGUAUAUUUUAUUUGAAUUUUGUAAUUCCUGCAAAAUUAACCGAAAAGAAGCCCUGUCAUAAUUGGAGAAAUCAGUUACAGCGUUGCCAAGUUAUAACAUCCCACCAGUAAAAAUAAUUUACAAGUCUCUCAUAAUAAUCAUUUUAAAAAAAAUCAUUUACUUUAUAGACGUUUUCAUUACCAUAAAAAAGUUUCAUAAAUUUUUUAUAGGCUUAUUUCAAAACAAACAAAGCGAUAAUUAAAAAUUAAAAUAUUGCAUUUUAUGUUAUCAAGUAUUCUAAUUUUCAUUUGGCUGUAUUAGAUUUGUAAGUAUUUAUAUAUUCCAGUUGCCAUUUUUAUUUUUGUGCCCAUAGGGACAUGUAUAUUUAUUUGACUUUGUUCUACGAAACGAUGCGUAGUUUAUAGAACAUUCUAGUCGUAAGAGUUAUA